Messenger RNA from Diplodia corticola, 3411 nucleotides. Its product is annotated as erythromycin esterase protein. The transcript is spliced from 4 exons. Gene Ontology annotation, molecular function: protein-folding chaperone binding. Lineage: Eukaryota; Fungi; Ascomycota; Dothideomycetes; Botryosphaeriales; Botryosphaeriaceae. The record is from RefSeq and is a predicted model, not a curated record. Bases 1 to 3411 code for a protein of 1136 amino acids.
AUGGUUCACACACGUCGCCAGUCCUCGAGGCUGCGAAGCACCCCGCAGCGCCUUGGCAGGGCCGUUGUUUCAGAGGAUGUAGCCUCGCCCACGGUUGCUGCAACCCCCAACAUGCCUUCGCUCGAGAAGGUCGACGAGCAGCCCGAGGCUGCGAAUCCCGAGCAAGUCGCUACUCCCAAGACUUCUUCUGAUCAAGCAGUGUCGAAUGUACCCAAGAUCGCUGUCCACACUCCGACCAGCAAGACGCAGAUUCAGCCCAGCGGCAUCGAGAUGCAUCCGGCCCACCAUCAUCUCAGCACGGCCAAGCCUUUGGACGAGGCGCGAUGGCUCGGAUUCCUCGACAUGGGCGCCGCCACAGAGCCGGUCAAGAAGGGCGCAAGCAAAAUCCCAAUCACACAGGCGACCCCCACGAAGUCUCAACAGACGACGGCCACUACAACCUUCUCAACGCCCGAGUUCAAGUUCCGUUUCCGACGUCCCUCGCUCGAUCUUAGUCCCGAGGCGAAGAAACUGAUGGAAGAGAGCAGGAAGGAGGCGGAGAAGAUUCGGGCCCAGAUGUCUUCCAACCCGGAGAGAUUCGGGAUCGAAAGGAAUGAGGACAUUGCCCGCAGGAUCGCAACGCCGACGAGCAAGACCAGCCGCUUCAGCGCUGCUCACAUGGCUGAGUUCAAGAAAAUGGACUCUAUUGCCAACCAUCCAUCGGCCUUGCGCGCCAACCGCGACCGCCUUCAACCUGCCGCCACCGCUUUCAAGCGCUCACCCUCCAAGGCUGAGCUGGACAAGCAGGAGAAGACGGACAGCAAGAUGCCGCGCACGAAAUCUGCCAUGGACCUUCGCAAGGCAGACUGCGACGGUAACACCAGCCCGGCCAAGCGAGUCAAGCAAAGCAAGGAAGAUGACGCGUCUGCAGCUCGCCAUGUCUUGGAGAAUGGCGAGGGCUCGAAACCGGCCACGCAAAAGAGUGCCACCGCUGUCCGCGGCCCCCCUCGCUCCUUGUUCCACCUGACGACUCCGACCAAGGCCUCUCUCGCUCGUUCACAGAGCGUAAAGACUCUGAAGAAGACAUCGUACAUCCCCACAUUGGCUCGGUCUCCCUCUGCACAGGCCCUCAGGACUCCCUCUAAGCCGCCGGCGUCCUUGAUGGACAACCUUCGCAAAGCGAGCCAGAGCGUGUCACGUCUGCCUUCUGUGAAAUCGAUUCUUCGCAGCCCCGUUCGGCACUACUCCCAGGAUCCGGUCCAGAUCGCUGCCGGAACGCACAUGACGUCUCCGCCCAACCUGAGCAAGGACCUGCCGGACGUUCCGGCGACUGCACCCGUCCAAAAGCACGUCGUUUUCAGCGAGAGCACACUUGCGAAGAACGGGGAGGACAAAGAGGUUCGGGCAUCGUCGGAGGUUCCGCAGGACGCAUCUUCCGAAGUCAAGUACCCGGAGUUGCCAGAAUCUUCCGAAGUCAAGUACCCGGAAUUGCCAGCGGCUUCGCCGGCUCACCGUGGUCCGAAGGGCCCAGGUGACUUCACCUUCCGCUCUGACAGGACCAUCAAGUUCGGUUCUGGAGUCAAGGGACCUACGAUUCGUCAUGUCCGAAGCAGCGAUGCUUCAUCCUCUCUGCCCGAUCCCUUCACAUCUUCUGCCAAGAAACGCAAGGUGGACGUACCAAGCGCGAUCACGGAGAGCGAGAAGGAAAACGAGGAAGAGGAUGGAAGCCGUCCGGUCAAGCGGGCCAAGAUGUCGACCAAAGCUACGCCGAAGAAGGCUGAGGCCAUCAGCAAGACGCCGCGGCGCAGAGAGGCAGGCCGAGGAGCCCUCAGCCAGGCAAGGCUGAACCUCCUGGCCCAGCCCAAGCGCAGAGUCAUUUUGGGCAGCUUCUUUGAUCAAUGUGGCUUGUUGAUGAACGUGGAGGAAGAGAACACACUGGCUUUGCGAGCGGCAAAGGUUGCUCGGCGACAUGUCAGGCACGGUCGGAAGUCCGGUUGGAGAUUCUGGCGCUGCACGGGUGCUGCGCCCUCUCCCCCCGCUGUCCUCGAGACCGUCGCAACCGUGGCGUCGCAACUGCUGUCCCGCGUAACCCAGGCCAUCCAACAGCGCGAUCCUGCUGCCCCCAAGCCCCGUGUCCUGGACAACGUGCAGCGAGCCUUACACGACUUCGUCCGCACCUACAAUCUGCCCUUCUCGAGCCUGCUCCACGACCCCGCCCCCUCACCACCCGCGAGCCCGCUCGACUACUUCGCCGCCGCCGCCCGUCGAUACACGGCCGAUCCCACAUCGCUGCUUGUGCUGCUUGCGACGCUCUUUGCAGGGAUACUGAUUGGCUUGUUUGGCUUGAAGAGAAUGUCGUGGGGUUCACGCUUCGGCUCUUGGGGUGGCCGCUUCAGUCCCUUCGGCCGUGGCGACCCUGCCAGCACUACCGUGUCCGAUGCCGACUUCAGCUACAUCACCAGCGAAGACCUGGCGAACCAGAAGAACCAGGCCGCGACUGACGGCGCCAACCACACCACUUCUUCGCCCGCGCCCUCGGGCCGCAGCAAUGCCAACGGCGAGACCGACAUCCUGGUGCUGAAGCACAAGCGCGUCAGCUACCCCGUGCACUUCGCCCGCGGCGCCAUCGAUGCCGGCGAGCUGAGCGUCCGCUCCAUCCGCGAUGCCGCCGCGCGCAAAAUGGACGUCGACGACCCCCGCCGCAUCAAGCUGUUCUUCAAGGGCCGCCAGCUGAAGGACGACCAGCAGGCGCGCGCCGUGGGCCUGCGCUCCGACUACGAGAGCGAGAUCAUGUGUGUCGUCGGCGAGGGCGUGCCUUCGGGCUCCUCGUCCAAGGCCGACGGCGGCUCGUACGCGCACCGCGGGGACGACGUGAACGGCGCCGACUCGGGCAGCGAGAGCAGCGACAACGGCGGCGACUCGACGCCCGGCGGCGGGCCGCGGUCCAAGAAGAGCAAGGGCAAGCGCCGCCGCGGCGGCAAGAAGCACAGCGGCAAGAAGGGAGGCCGCAGCGAAAGCGGCACGCCCGAGCCCGGCCUCGCCUACGUCGGCGGCGGCGCCAAACCCGAGUUCCUGGGCGUGCCGACGACGUCGGCGGUGCCGCCGCGUCCGUCCAGCUCGUCGUCGAACGGCCGGCCCGCGCCGCCGCAGAAGCUGCCGCAGACGCCGCUGGACAAGCUCCAAGAGCUGUCGAGCAAGUUCCACACCACGCUCGUGCCCAUGUGCGUGCAGUUCAUGAGCAACCCGCCGCAGGAGACGGCCAAGCGCGAGUUCGAGCACAAGCGCUUGACCGAGACGGUCCUCGCUCAGGUGCUGCUGAAGCUGGAUGCCAUUGAGACGGGAGGCGAUGAGAAUAUAAGAGCCAAGCGCAAGGAGCUGGUCAAGGAAUGCAACAAUAUGCUCUCGAGGCUGGAUGAAGCUCUGAAGCAUUAG